AGCUUUAACUGCUAGCUGCACAUAUUCUUUAGACAGAGGUUUAUUAAUAAACUUGGUCAAAUUCUCCAAAUUAUACUAAACAAGAUGAAAUCCGCUGUUGCCUGUAUUGCCUUUGCCUUGGCGGUACCAGCUGUGUAUUCAACGUUCCUUUCUGCGGGAACCAUUGGAUCCGGUUUUGCAUUUCCGUUCAUUACUCUGGGAGGGUCUACAGCGGCGACCGGAACUACAGCCGCUUCCGGUCUAGCUAUCACAGGCCUAACAGCAGCAUCAGCUACUCUAGCAGGAUUCGGAGGACUACUGCUGGUUGUCAAGGCCGGAGGAAUUUUGGGAGGACUUGCUGCACUUAAAGUUCGAGGAGCUCUUAACAACAGAAACAACGGAAACAGCAGGAACCACAGUUAUAGGAGACGUGGGAAACGCUCUGUAGAAUCUGAAGAACAGGUUGGUGAAGCGUUUAUUUUUGAUGCUAUUGCAUCAAUGGAUAACCUAGACUGUGGUAAGAGAUAUCUCUGUGAGCUUGCUGCAACUCCAUUACCUGAUUUGACAGAAGAAGAACUUUCUUCAUUAAUGCUGUUUCAGUCUGCUCCUGGACCAGUAAACAGUGGUAAGGCCCUUUUUGAAGAGGCAGUACGGCUUGGAGCAAUCAGCAGAAAUCAGCAAUCCUGCCAAAUUAGAUAUAAGAAAUGUGAAACUGUGUCAGCCCCCGACUUCACAGCAUUUUCUAGCAAUCAAUUAUAAUUCUGUUCAUCUUGUAUAUUUUAUAAAUAAAUUUAUUCAAACUUC
Eurytemora carolleeae is the source of this 783-nucleotide messenger RNA. RefSeq lists its product as uncharacterized. Bases 85 to 738 code for a protein of 217 amino acids. The record is from RefSeq and is a predicted model, not a curated record. Lineage: Eukaryota; Metazoa; Arthropoda; Copepoda; Calanoida; Temoridae. The transcript has 6 exons.